CACUUCUACCGAGCAACACGCUCCCAUUUCGCUCCCUUCCUUACCCAGUCCUGCUGCUAAUCUUCGUCGAUCACGCGCUCAUCGACACAUCCGACCUCGUCGCACCACAUCCCGUCACCACCACCUCACUCUCAUAAACUGUGCUGCGCUUUCCACAUCCUCCUCUAUCCGUCUCCUUCUCCGCAGCCUGAUGUCUUCACAUACUUUGUGCAUGUGCUGGAAGCUUAUUUUCGGAACAAAGCUUCCACUCCUGUACCUGACCAUCUUGGAAACGCCGCCAGCCAGUUCGGCGGCUAAGCUUCUGGGAUUGCUGGCGAAGUUGUGGUGGAUGCAGCCGCAAGAGCGUGCUAUUUUCUGAGUGGUGAGAGAAAGUAGGGAGCUGGCGGCUCGUGGGGGUUUUGGGGGCGGUGCUGGAGCUCCACUUUGGGUUUUAAUGUGCUAGUGUUUUUGGGGAGCCUGAGGGCGGUGGGGGAGCUCGGAAGAAGCUGAACGGGGUGCCAAGAGUGACCAUGCUGGUGUACACCAGCGCGACGCGCCGUCCCUGCCGACUUCCCGGUGCCUGGAGGAGGCCUUGGGAGGAUUCAUUCACUGACCACCUUGCAACAACGGUGUUCUUCUUGGCGAGUUAAGAACGUGGUUUUACUCUGAAUGGUUGCGGUUUGAAUUCCUUGAAGUGGAGGAGUUGCAGGAACCUGGUGCCUGGGGGCAAGUUUAGCAGACUCCGAUAUAUCUUUGGGUCUUCCCAUCCACUAGAUUUCAGGACAUUCAUUGAGGAAGUUUGCUAGUCAUGGAAGAGACAGAUGUGCUCACGAAAAUGGCGAAGGCUUCUCGAACCGGCAACACAUCGCCAAAGCAAGAGAAGAAGAAGCAAGUCUGUCUGAAGAUUUUGCGGCAGCUUGCAGAAGAUGGGCAUGAGGCUGCUCAGAAACCUGGGUUUGCUGCAGAGCUACAGGCUCAUUUUAAUCGCUUACCAACUAGAUAUGCGUUAGAUGUCCACGUAGACAGAGCGGAGGAUGUGCUAACCCACAAACGACUUCUUGAGGAGGCCAAAGUUCCAGAGAACAGGCCCGUGUUUCACGUACGAGCAGUUCAAGUGCUUCCAGUGGAGUCUCAAGAUGUGCCGCUGAGCCCAUCGGGCCACAAACCACUUUCGAAAUCCAGGUUGGCACCCCCGGUGUUCGGAUCCUCAGCUAAUUUGGAAGCUCUUGCAAUGGACUUCAACAGCAAGUCUGUGGUUCACGGCGAAGAGAGUGAUGGUAGCCAUCAUUCUGAUGGUUCCAGUCACCUGCAGUUGCCGAUGCAUGAGGUGACCUUCUCCACUGUUGACAAGCCGAAGCUUCUGAGUCAGAUGUCUGCCUUGCUUGCUGAUGUGGGUCUCAAUAUUCGUGAGGCACAUGUAUUUUCAACUACGGAUGGCUACUCGCUUGAUGUCUUUGUAGUUGAUGGUUGGCCUUCGGAAGACACUCAGAAUCUGAGACGAGCUCUUUUCAGUGCAUUAUCAGCCAUGGGCAAAGGAGCUUGGGUUAAAGCCUCUUCAGCGACAGUGCCAUCAUCUCCGCAACCAUCGCAAAACGGUGUGCAAAAUGGUACACGGAGUUCGUCUGAACCAAGCGUAGAUGACUGGGAGAUCGACAUCAGUCAGCUUAAAUGUAACAAGAAAGUGGCCAGUGGCUCUUUUGGAGACUUGUUUCGAGGAACUUACUGCGGACAAGACGUGGCUAUUAAGAUUCUCAAACCCGAGCGCCUAAACGAGAAUCUUCAACGAGAAUUUCAGCAGGAGGUGUUUAUUAUGCGAAAGGUCAGACACAAGAAUGUGGUGCAGUUCAUUGGUGCUUGCACUAUGCCUCCCAAUCUGUGCAUCAUCACUGAGUACAUGUCUGGAGGAAGUGUAUAUGACUACUUGCGCAAUCAGAAAGCUCUUCUGAAAAUGCCAAUGCUUCUGCGAGUGGCCAUUGAUGUCUCCAAAGGAAUGGACUACCUACAUCAGAAUAAGAUUAUACACCGAGACCUCAAGGCUGCCAACCUCCUCUUGGAUGAAAACGAGGUGGUUAAGGUGGCUGACUUUGGCGUUGCAAGGGUGCAAUCCCAAUCUGGAGUUAUGACGGCCGAAACGGGCACAUACCGUUGGAUGGCUCCUGAGAUUAUUGAGCACAAGCCUUAUGGCAAGAAGGCUGAUAUGUUCAGCUUUGGAGUAGUUCUCUGGGAGCUUUUAACUGGGAAGGUUCCUUAUGCGGAUAUGACUCCACUUCAAGCUGCGGUGGGCGUUGUACAGAAGGGUUUGCGGCCAACUAUUCCGAAGAACAUUCCUCCGAAAUUGGUGGAUCUUCUUCAACGCUGUUGGAAAACCGACCCAUCAGAGCGGCCUGAAUUCUCUGAAACUACUUUAAUACUUCAAGAGAUCCUUAAAGAGGUGAACGAAGAGUUAGAUAAUGAGAGUAAGCAGCCCAAGGACAAGAAGUUGAGUGGGUUGUUUUCAUCAUUCAAACGCUCCACAGUUAGCAGAUAGCAAUUUUGUUAGUCCUUUAGAGUUUGUUUUUUCCAAGUAGAGAUAUAUUUUCACUUUGUGUCCUUUACGAUGUGGUGGACACACUUUGCGUACGCGUACUUAAAUCGAAGUAACGUGAACAUUAAUCAAAUUGGAUUACCGAGUACAAUUCAAGCUUGUUUGCACAAGCGCCUACA
Molecule: messenger RNA, 2682 nt
Organism: Physcomitrium patens
Lineage: Eukaryota; Viridiplantae; Streptophyta; Bryopsida; Funariales; Funariaceae
Product: serine/threonine-protein kinase STY46
Biological process (GO): protein phosphorylation
Molecular function (GO): ATP binding; protein serine/threonine kinase activity
Source: RefSeq, a predicted model, not a curated record